CUGGACGAUCAUUUCCUGCUUCGCUUUGCCUCGCCGUCCGGUUUCCAUAACAACUGUCCAACCACCGCUAAAACUCUCUCUCUCACUGUUCAGAUAUUAUCCGUUUACCAAUUUUGUAUCUGAAAGUAGGUGAGGAGUCGAUAUUCCUUAUCGGCAAAUCGAUUCUGUCGCCGGAGAUAUGGAUACUCCGUCGAAGGAUCGUGCCUUCUAGCGCUGGAGUGCCGACCAUCGUACAUCUCUCCGGCUGCGAAAUCGGCGACCUCCUCUCCUCUAGCCACGUCUUCUUUCUAAACCCUAAACAAAGGACGACGGUGUUCCUCUCAACUCAGACUCCGAGUUAUUCCUAGCUUAGAACACCGGUAUUCCGCCAGAUAAAGAGUAGAAAUUAGGUAGAAGUAAAUAUUUGGGGGUAAUUUGAGUAAGCUUCGGCUCCGAUGGAGUGGAGGGAAUGAAAUAUUACAAGUGAUUUUGCAUCGGUGGUUCCAUGAGGAUUCAGCCUAUAGAUUUCACCUCACCUAAAGAACCGUCUGGAUAUGAACCGGUUAAGCCUGUGGCUAAGUCGCGGUUCAAGCGGCUUUUCGAGAGGCAAUUUCCUGCCCUUCUGAGGACUCUGUCGGGGGAGAAGCCGGCCGCCAGUGAGGAGCCCAGCUGCAACAAAGAUGCCUCGGAUGAGUUGUUCGAACCCAGCUCCGUUUGCUUGGCUAAGAUGGUUCAGAAUUUCAUCGAGGAAAGUGAGGAGAAGCAUCGAUGCAGUCGGAACCGAUGCUAUUGCCUCAACAAAAACUGUACGGACUCUGAGGAAGAUGCUGCCGAUUCAUGCAAUUGCUUCGGUGAAUCGAGCAAUAACUCCUCCUCUGCGGAUGCAUGUGAAGUUCUGAAACAGAGUUUGGUGGGUUGUGUGGUUGUAUCAGAGAGAAACCUCUUGGCAGACACAACUAAGAUCAUUGAGAAGAACAAGAUUUGCAAGCGAAAGGAUCAUGUCUGCCGGAAGAUCAUAGUGGAUGGCCUCAUAGCUCUUGGAUACGAUGCUUCAAUCUGUCAAUCUAGAUGGGAGAAAUCUGCUUGUAUAACUGCUGGUGAUUAUGAAUACAUUGAUGUGGUAAUUCAAGGAGAACGAUUGGUAAUCGACAUUGAGUUCAGAUCAGAGUUUGAAAUAGCUAGGUCCACAAAAACUUACAAGUCAGUUCUUCAAGCAUUGCCCAACAUUUUUGUGGGUAAAUGCGAUCGCCUGCAAAAGAUCAUUUCUAUAGUAUCUGAAGCAGCUAAGCAAAGUUUGAAGAAGAAAGGUAUGCCUGUUCCACCGUGGAGGCAAGCUGAGUAUGUCAAGGCCAAAUGGUUCUCUCCCUACACUAGAAUUGACUUGACAUCUUCAAAGGCAGAGACUUGUUUGAAGGUGGAGGAGGAGAGUGUGUGUUUGUGUGAAGCUAACUUGAAAGUGGGAAAAUCGAAGCCGAGUAGUAGGAAGGAAGAUGAUGAGAGUUGCAGUGAGUUUGAGGUUCUGAUGUUUGGAGAGGGAACUUCUAAGUCCAAAUCUUAUGGUGAAGAUGAUGAUAAGGAGGUGGGAGUAGGUGAAGCACAGGAGACUAAAGUGAAUGGAGGGAAGAAAAUGACUGGUUUAUCUUCUUUGAUUGAAGAGAAGGCUUGAAGUUUUGGAGCUUUAAUUCAAUGGUCUCUGUGUUUUAGUAUACUAAUAAUAUUUUUUUUCUUUGUUUUCUGCCCCUGGGUUUUGGUAUUUGGGGCACUAUUGAAUGCAGUCCAAGUAUUAUAUGUCUUGGCCUAAGUAUGUCUUGAUCAAGUAAUGCCCUUCACCUUUUAAUGUAAGGGUACUAAGUGUUAAUGCAAUACAAUCACUAGUAGUAAUAGUGGCAGUAGUGAAGAAUAGGGGUUGUGUAACUCUGACAUUUUGGUGUGUGACCUCAAUAAUAUUGAUUGAUCUUAAUAACCCAUUGUUUGAUUUUA
Messenger RNA from Ipomoea nil (Japanese morning glory), 1959 nucleotides. RefSeq lists its product as uncharacterized. NCBI's taxonomy places the organism in Eukaryota, Viridiplantae, Streptophyta, Magnoliopsida, Solanales, Convolvulaceae. The record is from RefSeq and is a predicted model, not a curated record. The coding region runs from base 485 to 1645 and encodes 386 amino acids. The transcript has 4 exons.